Salvelinus fontinalis (brook trout) is the source of this 1056-nucleotide messenger RNA. Its product is annotated as homeobox protein CDX-1-like. The coding region runs from base 117 to 881 and encodes 254 amino acids. Gene Ontology annotation, cellular component: nucleus. The transcript is spliced from 3 exons. Gene Ontology annotation, biological process: regulation of transcription by RNA polymerase II; cell differentiation; animal organ morphogenesis. Lineage: Eukaryota; Metazoa; Chordata; Actinopteri; Salmoniformes; Salmonidae. The record is from RefSeq and is a predicted model, not a curated record. Gene Ontology annotation, molecular function: RNA polymerase II transcription regulatory region sequence-specific DNA binding; DNA-binding transcription factor activity, RNA polymerase II-specific.
GAGCAGGUGCGUAGGUUACAGGAGGUCGAGUCACGUGGAUAGAUUUCUAGGAAUUUCUAGAGAAUUGGUGAAAUAAUUUUGUGGAUUACCAUGCGCAGAGGAGCUAAUUCAUUGAGAUGUACGUGAGUUACCUGAUGGAUAAAAACACCGGAAUGUUCUCAAAUUCCGUGGGACACCCGACUCAACCUCUGAACAGUCAGAACUUCAUGCAGUAUACGGAUUUCACCGGUUAUCAUCACGUCACAGGCGUCAGUGACCCGCAUGCCCAGACGACAGGUGUGUGGAACCCUGCUUACUUAGCAGGUCCGCGGGAGCAGUGGUCACCGUAUGGCCAGAGCGCGGACUUCCACGGUUUGAGCCCAGGUACAGAACAGAUCAAUUUCAGUUCCCCGGAUCUGACAUCCAUCCUGCCUACGGGGCCGGGAACUCUUCCUUCACUCAACUCACCUGCCGGGCAGUACUCUCCAGACUCAGAGAGAAGAAACUCAUACGACUGGAUCAGACACAAUGUACAUUCAUCCAGUACAGGAGGGAAGACGCGGACCAAGGACAAGUACAGGGUGGUGUACACAGACGAGCAGCGCCUAGAGCUAGAGAAGGAGUUCCAGUACAGCCGCUACAUCACCAUCAGGAGGAAGACGGAGCUGGCCCUGGGCCUCAGCCUCUCAGAGAGACAGGUAAAGAUCUGGUUCCAGAACAGGAGAGCCAAGGAGAGGAAAAUGACCAAGAAGAAGAUCCAGCAGUCCCAGCAGGCCUCUAAGACUACAACUACCCUGACCUUUACUCCAUCCUGCCUGGCUGACCCCAGCAACGGCUCCAUGGCAACCAGCUCCAGCUUGUUGUCAGAGAAAAUAUCAAUGACUAUCAAAGAGGAGUACUGACAGUUAACAAUAUUAAACUGCUGUUCCCAUGACAAUCACUACAGAAGAUGUAAUUGACCUCAGUGAUAUGAUGAAAACCCUAUUACAUGCGUCUUGCACACCUGUAGUAGAAUGCUACGGUCUGUGUUGUGAUAAGAAGAAAGAGAGAGAAGAACAGGUUACACUACGCAAAUAU